This is a messenger RNA of Abrus precatorius (Indian licorice), 1948 nucleotides long. RefSeq names its product diphosphomevalonate decarboxylase MVD2, peroxisomal. Gene Ontology annotation, biological process: isoprenoid biosynthetic process; isopentenyl diphosphate biosynthetic process, mevalonate pathway. Bases 374 to 1636 code for a protein of 420 amino acids. Gene Ontology annotation, molecular function: diphosphomevalonate decarboxylase activity; ATP binding. The transcript is spliced from 10 exons. Lineage: Eukaryota; Viridiplantae; Streptophyta; Magnoliopsida; Fabales; Fabaceae. Gene Ontology annotation, cellular component: cytosol. The record is from RefSeq and is a predicted model, not a curated record.
AAAAUGAAAUGAAUAUGGAAAAUUAAUCAAUAGAAAUUGGAAACCAGCACUGGGUUUGGCUGAGGGUAUAACGGGGGACCCUUGAGUUUAGAACCCGAAGGAAAGGUUGGGAGAUUAGUUUCCUCUUCUUGGAUGCUAUAUAAUAGACUUCUUCCCAUUCUAUUCCAAUUCCAUUGUCAUAGCAUUCAGAUCCCUCACCUUACCAACCUAAUUAUUUCUUCACUUCCUUUUUCCUUUCUUUUCUUCAUUUUCCCGCUGUUUUCUGUGGCAUUGUGGCAUUUGAAAUUCCCGGGGAAAACUUUGAUUUCCCUGAUUCCUAAAGCUGUAUUUGGUUCAAUUCGAUUGGUUAGUUGUGGUUGUGACGCAGCUGGAAAUGGCCGGUGAGUCGCAAAAUUGGGUGCUCAUGGUGACUGCACAGACACCCACUAACAUUGCUGUCAUCAAGUAUUGGGGGAAGAGGGACGAAACCCUAAUCUUACCCGUCAAUGAUAGUAUCAGUGUUACUCUUGAUCCUAGUCAUCUCUGCACUACCACCACUGUUGCUGUCAGUCCCAGCUUCCAGCAUGAUUGUAUGUGGCUUAACGGCAAGGAGAUUUCUCUUUCUGGGGGCAGGUUCCAAAAUUGUCUAAGGGAGAUCCGUGCUCGUGCUUGUGAUGUUGAGGAUAAGAAAAAGGGUAUUAAGAUCACAAAGGAGGAUUGGGGCAAAUUGCAUGUACACAUUGCUUCAUACAACAACUUCCCUACUGCAGCAGGGCUAGCUUCAUCAGCUGCGGGUUUUGCCUGCCUCGUUUAUGCCCUUGGGAAGCUCAUGAAUGUUAAAGAAGAUGAGAGCCAGCUAUCUGCUAUUGCAAGGCAAGGAUCAGGUAGUGCUUGCCGCAGCUUAUUUGGGGGAUUUGUGAAGUGGAUAAUGGGAAAAGAGGAUGAUGGAAGUGAUAGUUUUGCAGUUCAACUUGCUGAUGAAAAGCACUGGGAUGAUCUUGUUAUUGUCAUUGCUGUGGUUAGUUCACGGCAGAAGGAGACUAGUAGCACUGCAGGAAUGCGUGAGAGUGUUGAAACAAGUUUGCUAUUGCAACACAGGGCAAAGGAAGUUGUACCAAAGCGGAUACUGCAAAUGGAAGAAGCCAUAAAAUAUCGUGAUUUUGCAACUUUUUCACAACUGACCUGUGCUGAUAGCAACCAGUUUCAUGCAGUCUGCCUGGAUACACGUCCCCCCAUAUUUUACAUGAAUGAUACAUCCCACAAGAUAAUCAGCAUCGUCGAAAAGUGGAACCGUUCAGAGGAAGCUCCCCAGGUAGCUUAUACAUUUGAUGCGGGACCAAAUGCUGUUCUAAUUGCACGUAACAGGAAAGCUGCAACCCUUUUGAUUCAGAGGCUGCUUUACUACUUCCCUCCAAGUUCAGAUGACCUCAACAGUUACAUUAUUGGUGACAAGUCAAUUGCAAAAGAUGCUGGGAUCAUUGGAAUACAGGAUGUAGAAGCUUUGCCACCACCGCCAGAAACUAAAGAUAACAUUCCAUCACAAAAGUACAAAGGGGAUGUUAGUUACUUCAUCUGUACGAGACCUGGAAGGGGACCUGUUUUGCUUUCUGAUGAAAGUCAAGCUCUUCUUAACGGUGAAAAUGGGUUUCCAAAGUAAGUUUAUGUCUAUUCUUCAUCAGGCUUAACCAACAGGCUUUAUGAGCCCGAAAUAUUUUGACUGGAGGACCCUUUAAAGGAAGCCCGUGGUGCCAUUGGCAUGAUUAUUUGUUCAUUCCAAGUUCGCAGAUUGUGUUUUUCUUUUUUCCUUUUUUUAUGUAUCUGUAUUGUUUUCAAAUCUAGUUAGGCUAUUUUGUUGGAGAAAAAUAAGUUUCGUCCUUUUCUGUAGUGAGCAAAGCAACUUCAAUUCACUUGAGCUUGCAAGUUGAACUCGUCGGUUUCUUACAAGGACAAUUUCCAUACUUUGUUUUAU